AUGGCAUUCCUCUCCCUCAAGCGGACGGUGCUCCUCGGGGCCGCCCUGUUCCCGACGGCGGCUUGGUCCCAGCCAACUUAUCCCGGCAGCGGCGCGCCAAAGCUGGGGGCCGUUGCUUCCGAGAGCGAUGUCUGCAGCAGGAUCGGGACCAACCUGCUCGAGGACGGGGGCAAUGCCGUCGAUGCCCUUGUCGGCACCGUCUUCUGUGUGGGCGUCAUCGGCAUGUAUCACAGCGGCAUCGGCGGCGGCGGCUUCAUGCUGGUGCGCACCAGCAAUGGCACCUAUGAGUUCGUCGACUUCCGGGAGACGGCGCCAGCCGCGGCCUUUGAAGACAUGUUUCACAAUAACACCGACGCCAGCAUGUUUGGCGGUCUUGCCAGUGGUGUCCCCGGUGAGCUGAGAGGGACCGAGUAUGUCCACGAACGAUAUGGUAAGCUGUCGUGGGCCCAUGUCAUGGCCCCGGCCAUCAGGCUCGCCCGGGACGGCUUCACCGUGAGAGAGGAUCUGGUGAGGUACAUGGACUCCGUGUCGCCCAACAGCUUCUUCACUGAUGACCCGGCGUGGGCAAUCGACUUUGCCCCCCGCGGCCGCCGCGUCCAGCUAGGAGAGACCAUGACCCGGAGACGGUACGCCGACACGCUUGAAACCAUCGCCGAACGAGGUGCUGAAGCCUUUUACACGGGACCUCUUGCGAAAGCAACUAUUGCCGCUCUUCAAGACGCCAAUGGCACCAUGACGCUGGAGGAUCUCAAAAACUAUACCAUCACACUGAGAAAGCCCGCGGCUAUCAACUACCGGGGCUACAAGCUGACGAGCACCAGCGCGCCGUCUAGCGGUGUCGUCGCCCUUAGUGCUCUCAACGUCGUCAGCGGCUACGAUGGCUUCAACGACCCCUCCCAGGCCAACUUGUCGACCCACCGUCUCGACGAGGCCAUGCGGUUUGCUUACGGACAGCGAACCGUCCUAGGCGACCCGUCUUUCGUGGAUAGGCUUGCCGAGUACACGGAGAUAAUGGUUUCCCCUGAGACAGGAGAGCACACUCGGGCCAAAAUCUCCGACUUUACCACCCAAGACGUUGCGUACUAUGAUCCCGAGGGCAUCGAGUCCCUCAACACACCAGGCACGUCGCAUAUUGUGGCUGCCGAUGCAAGCGGCAUGUCGGUAUCGCUGACCACCACCGUUAACCUGCUCUUCGGAUCCCGCAUUAUGGUCCCUGAGACGGGCGUUAUCAUGAACAAUGAAAUGAGCGACUUUAGCGUCCCCAACAUAAGCAAUCCAUUCGGCUACGCCCCGAGCCCGUCCAAUUUCAUCCGCCCAGGCAAGCGGCCCCUGUCGUCCAUUUCGCCCAUCAUCGUCGAAUCGCCCGACGGCAAGCUGUUCUUCUCCAUCGGCGCAGCAGGCGGCAGCCGCAUCACCACUGCCACGAUCCAGUGCGUGAUUCACGCGCUGGACGGCAAAAUGACCACGGCCGAGGCUCUCGCACAACCCCGAAUACACGACCAGCUCAUCCCCAAUCUAGUGACGUUUGAGUAUGCAUUUGAUAACUCGACUGUCGCGUUCUUAAAGUCACUCCACCAUAACGUGACGUGGGUUGCGCCGGGACAGAGCGCCGCUCAGGGCUUGCGACUGCUUCCAAACGGCACGUUUGAAGCAGCAGGGGAUCCGAGACAGAAGAACUCGGGCGGCUUUGCCGUUUAA
Messenger RNA from Hirsutella rhossiliensis, 1698 nucleotides. Its product is annotated as gamma-glutamyltranspeptidase domain-containing protein. Gene Ontology annotation, molecular function: glutathione gamma-glutamate hydrolase. Gene Ontology annotation, cellular component: plasma membrane. Bases 1 to 1698 code for a protein of 565 amino acids. Gene Ontology annotation, biological process: glutathione catabolic process. The record is from RefSeq and is a predicted model, not a curated record. The transcript is spliced from 2 exons. NCBI's taxonomy places the organism in Eukaryota, Fungi, Ascomycota, Sordariomycetes, Hypocreales, Ophiocordycipitaceae.